Molecule: messenger RNA, 2045 nt
Organism: Aegilops tauschii subsp. strangulata
Lineage: Eukaryota; Viridiplantae; Streptophyta; Magnoliopsida; Poales; Poaceae
Molecular function (GO): protein binding
Source: RefSeq, a predicted model, not a curated record
UUGAACUGACUUGUGGUACCCACACGUAGGUAGGAGCGUGGGCCAGCUGACAUACAGUGUUUAACGGAGAGUUAACAGAAAAUGUACUGAAAUGUACCCAAAACACAAGUUAUAGGGUCGGUUUGUGUCAUUUUUCAAGUUUAUGUAGUUUAUGUAUGAAUCUGUACAUCGAGUGCAAGUUUAUGUAUCAAAAAUGUAAUUAACUCUUACCUUUACAUGAACAAACUUUUUUCCUCUGGUGAAAAAACUCAAGGAGUCUCCUAGAUCAUGUUCACUGUGAGGAAAGCACCGUGUUGAUGAUAGGCCACGAAGAUAUAAUGAUUUACCGCGUUUCUGUUUUGAAAAGUUAGAAGAAUUUGGUACUGUACUGUUAGCAUACAGGUACAGGAGCGAUUUCUUGGCACCACCGCCGCAUCAACCUUUGCUGAAGACUACGACGGUAAGGUGAAGCUAACGCUUGGAUCUCGUUCUUUGAUCAGUCUUACUACGUCUCAGUCGAUUGAAAGACUUGUGUUCAUAAAGAACUUAACAUCAAGAUCCGUACAAUUUCUUCUUUGAUUCUUUCGUGCAUAGGCUGGUCUCAACAAGAAAACCAACGAAAAAAACGGGAUCGAUCCGGAACGAGUUACGAGAUCUUCUUUCACAUAGUAUGGUAGGUAUAUUGGGACGGACUCGCCCUCAGAUCGAUUGCUCCGUUUAAAGAGGACGUAUCCCACGAGGCCACGACGAUGGCCGCAUCGGGAGGCUCUUGCGGCGGGUGCGCGUGGCCGGACCUCCAGCCGGAGAUGUUGGGCGUCGUGCUCUCGCGGGUGCCGUCGCACGCCGACCGCGUCCGCCUCGCCGCCGUCUGCCGCCCAUGGCGUUCCACCGCGCGGCUGCUGCGUCCUCUUCCUCGUGCACGGCGACGGCAGGCUCUCGCGGGGGAGCUGCUACCCCCGCUGCUCCCGUGGCUCGCCCUCUGCGAUGGCACCUUCCUCAGCCUCCCCGACGGCGCCGUGCACCGCCUGCCCGUCGCGGAUGACGCCUCGAGCCGAGUCUCCACCGGCAGCGCGCUCUUCCUCGUGCACGGCGACGGCAGGUGCUGCCUGAUGAACCCUUCCCCCGUGACGACGAGCCCCGUCCCCGAGGCCGCCGACUGGUUCCGAGAAAACCCGACCGUCCGGAAGGUGUUAAUGUCCGACCACCUCGUCGCCGCCCUGGUGAAGUCCAAUGAGCGCAAGAUCAACAGCUCCACGACCACGAAAAUCAUCAUCUCCACUCGUGGGCAGCCGGACGCGGAUUUUUACAGCUCAGAUUUCUGGACACCCCUUAUCCUUAUCCUCCAACAUUGCUUUAAGAUCCGUGCAUUGGACACCAUGAGGUGCUCCACGACGGAGUGGGCGGCGCCUGAAGACAGCUGCGUCAGCGACAUCGCGCUAUUCAAAGGAAAGCUCUACGUCCUCCUCGACACACAAGACGGGGAAUACGGACAGCAGCAUGAGCUUCGUGUCCUGGACGACGGCCGCGAGCAGACAGCCAUCCCCGGCACCCGAAUCCACGGGCACGAAUCGUUUAACGCUUACGCGACUGACAUGUAUGUGCAGCGGAACUAUCUCGUCGUCUCCGGCGACCGGCUGCUAAUGGUGGAACGAAGGAUCUACCAGCCGCCGAUGCUCCCGGUAGACUCGGGGAUUGAGAAGCGGACUCGUCUCUUCAAGGUCUUCGAGGCAACGGACCUGAGCAUCGGCCGUGGGCUCUGGACCGAGGUCGAUACGUUGAUGGGGCGCGCGCUCUUUGUCAGCGGAGGCUGCUCGCAGUCUCUCCCUGCCGGGGGUCAAUCUAGCGGCGUCGGAGCUCGAGAAGAUUGCAUCUACUUUGUAAACGAGGAUCACGCAGAUACAGACAUCUCCGACUUCGAGGAGGAAAUCUGUGAGAAUCCCUUUCUAGACUCUGGCGUGUACAACAUGGGAGAUCACACAAUGACGCCGUUGCCGUCGGAGGCUGUUGCGGCGCCCGCUGCCGGCGACGGUCCAUGGUCUCCGACUUGGCUUUUUCCAGAGACCUGA